CAAGAACUUCCCACGAAAUGGCGUCCAGAGAUCCCGCUUCAGACCAACUUGUAAACUUCAAGAAAAGCUUGAAGGAUUCACCCGGCUACAUCACAACCAAAUAUGGAGCGCCCGUGGGAGUCAAGACUGCAAUCCAGACAGUUGGCAAGGACGGACCUUUGCUACUUCAAGACUCGGAAUUCCUUGACGAAAUUUCCUCCUUUGACAGGGAACGUAUCCCUGAGAGAGUAGUACACGCUAAGGGAGCCGGUGCUUUUGGUUACUUUGAAGUGACCCACGAUAUCACUAAAUACUCUGCAGCCAAGAUCUUCGAAUCCAUUGGCAAGCAGACCCCAUUGGCUGUGAGAUUCUCCACUGUCGGAGGUGAGAGUGGCUCAGCUGACACCGUCCGUGACCCUCGUGGAUUCGCAGUUAAGUUCUACACAGACGAUGGAAUCUGGGAUCUCGUUGGAAACAACACCCCUAUUUUCUUCAUCAGGGACGCAUCACUCUUUGCCAGCUUCAUCCACACACAAAAGAGAAACCCGGCGACUCACUUAAAGGACGCUGACAUGUUCUGGGACUUCAUGACUCUGAGACCGGAGACCAUGCACCAACUCAUCUACACCUACGGUGACCGUGGUAUUCCCGACGGCUACAGACACAUGAAUGGAUACGGUUCUCACACAUUCAAACUCGUUAACGCACAAGGAGUGUCCCACUGGGUCAAAUUCCACUACAAAACUAACCAGGGCAUCAAGAAUUUGCCCGUUGAGAAGGCCAACGAGCUCGCCGCUUCCGACCCCGACUACUCCAUCAGAGAUCUAUACAACGCCAUUGCCAAAGGUGACUUCCCAAGCUGGACCUUCUACAUCCAGGUUAUGACAAUGGCACAGGCGGAGACUGCGAAAUUCAAUCCAUUCGACAUGACUAAAGUCUGGCCCCACUCCGAAUAUCCUCUAAUCCCAGUAGGUAAGAUCGUCUUAAAUAAGAAUCCCACCAACUACUUCGCGGAAGUCGAACAAAUCGCGUUCAGUCCCUCGAACAUGCCCCCCGGCAUCGAGGCUUCCCCCGACAAGAUGUUGCAGGGCCGUCUGUUCGCGUACAGCGACACGCACCGCCACCGCCUCGGCGCCAACUACCUGCAGAUCCCCGUCAACUGCCCCUUCCGCGUGACCGUCGCCAAUUACCAGCGCGACGGCCCGCAGACCAUCAACCACCAGAACGGAUGCCCGAACUACUUCCCCAACUCGUUCUCUGGACCCCAAGAGUGCCCCAGGGCACAGCGCAUGCAGCCUAGAUGGAACGUAUCUGGUGACGUGGGCAGGUACGACAACGGCCAGACGGAGGACAACUUCUCCCAGGCCACCAUUCUCUACCAGAAGGUGUUCAGCGAUGCUGAGAAGGAGCGCCUAGUGCAGAACCUCGUAGGCCACCUGAAGGACGCGGCCGGUUUCAUCCAGGAGCGUGGCAUCAAGCUGUUCGCUCAGAUCCACCCCGACCUCGGCAGCAAGGUCGCCGCUGGACUCGCCCCCUACAAGAAGUACCACGCUAACUUGUAAUUUUAGUAAACUUAAGAGCUGACUCGGGUGCUAUUAUGUACGCCGUAUUGCCUUAAACCUUAAAGGGAAAGUUAUGGUCGUAACUUGUACACGUUAAUAAGACUGCGGGGUGUUCUAUUACGUUUAUUAUAUCAAUUACACACUCUAUCAAUUAUUAUUAUUAUUUACAAUGU
This is a messenger RNA of Aricia agestis (brown argus), 1714 nucleotides long. RefSeq names its product catalase (gene Cat). The coding region runs from base 18 to 1541 and encodes 507 amino acids. Gene Ontology annotation, biological process: hydrogen peroxide catabolic process; response to hydrogen peroxide. The transcript has 2 exons. Gene Ontology annotation, cellular component: peroxisome; cytoplasm; mitochondrion. Gene Ontology annotation, molecular function: catalase activity; heme binding. The record is from RefSeq and is a predicted model, not a curated record. NCBI's taxonomy places the organism in Eukaryota, Metazoa, Arthropoda, Insecta, Lepidoptera, Lycaenidae.